UUAUUUCUACUUUACUGAACUCACGGCUUUUCUAUACACGCACUAUACACAUACAUAUGCCAUGCUGUCUAGGACAUAGUAUUUACACUACAGUCAAGAAAUCUAGUUCGUCUCACUUUAUCGAGUUUGCGGUCUUACUCUUGUCGUGUAUCCGUUCACCUGGCGCAGCAUUUGAAACACGCGGCAUAUUUGCGAAUGAUGUUCAAUACACAUUGAGAUAUGUUUCGAACGUAUGUGUUUGUAGGAAAUGUUUUGACAAGUUGAGCACGAUUAGGCCUAGCUAAUUAUUAUAUCGCCCUGAAUGUAAUGUGAAAAAAUGAAGAAUAUUAGAAAAUAAUUGGAUGUUGGUUUUACCUAACAAAUAUUCAUAUAAUGAUUAAGACGACGUAGUUCUGUUAUUUUUGAUCGCCUGUUUAUGUUAAGCCUUUGCACUCGAAACCAUUUUAUAACUCCAAAAGCAAGAUAUUUCUUUUGACCUACAAUAACUAUGGAUGAAAAAGAAUAUAAAGAACAUAAACGAAAAAUUCGCGAAGCCGUGGCUGCAGUCGAUACUAAAGCCCCAAAGCUCGAUAUAUCUUAUUAUUAUAAAAAGCGUAACUUAACUCUUGACGCGAAUCGAGUAAGAGAAAUAGAUAAGGAAAACAUGGAGUUGUUGAAAAGGAUGAGCGUGAUUAGUCGUACUGGAGGAAAAGUAGACUGUUGGAUGCAUCAAACUAAGUAUGUAACUCAAUUAGAAGAUCAAGAAUCGAAAAAUAAAAUGAUUAUGAAAGUGAAUAAAACGUUACUGAAAAUUAUUACUGAAGCUAGUAGUGUCUACCCUACUGGAGAAUUUAUACAAAGUUGGAAAGCAAUGAGAGGAAAAAUGAUGCAUAGUAGAAGAUUCGCUCAAAAGUAUCAGGCUCAAACUACAGUGUCUCAAGUAAAUGAAGAUCAUUGCAUGAUUAAAGAUUUAUCAUUAAUGAAAGAAUUAAACCCAUCCAUUCGAACCAAAUGUUUUUUUGAAAUUGAAAUUCAAAAUGAUAGACAAAAAUUAGGAAACAUAAAAUUUGAGCUUUAUGAUGACGUUGUCCCACAAACAUGUGCAAAUUUCUCUGAAUUAUGUCGUGGAACAAAAGAUGGGCUAUCAUACAAAAAUACACCAUUCCACCGUAUAGUGUCAGGUUAUUGGUGUCAAGGUGGUGAUGUAACAAAAUUCAAUGGAAUUGGAGGAGUUUCUGCUUUUGAUACUGUAUUUGAAAAUGAAAAUUUCAAUUUACGUCAUGCAGGCCCAGGAAUAUUAUCUAUGUGUAAUAAUAAUGAAAAUAAAAAUGAUUCUAAAUUCAAUCUCACCUUUAGAUGCUUAGAAACAAUGAAUGGAAAGUGUGUAGUAUUUGGAAAAGUUAUUUCUGGGUUAUCAAAUAUAUAUAAAAUUGAUGAAUUUGGUACAAAGACUGGAAAACCAACUAAAACAAUAAUUAUAUCUAAAUGUGGUAUUAUAUCAAGAAAACAUUACUCGUAACCUGGUCUGGAAUUAACUUCUCUAGCAUCAGAAUUAAGCUCUGUACCACAUGCUGUACAAUUGAAAUGAUAAGGAUGAUACAGCUCUCCACGGAAACGUAAAGGCUUGUCAUCAAUUACACCACUAAAAAUUCAAUAUUAAAUGUAUUUUAAAUGAAAUGAAAAUUACAUUGUAUGAAGGACAAUAAAAAUACAUACUGGCACUGAUGACAAAUAUAUUUUCCA
Megalopta genalis is the source of this 1722-nucleotide messenger RNA. The record is from RefSeq and is a predicted model, not a curated record. Lineage: Eukaryota; Metazoa; Arthropoda; Insecta; Hymenoptera; Halictidae.